Messenger RNA from Cladocopium goreaui, 1730 nucleotides. Lineage: Eukaryota; Dinophyceae; Suessiales; Symbiodiniaceae. The record is from the annotation of a GenBank genome assembly.
UCGACCACUGUUGAUGGUCCCAGUCUCUACAGGGUGGAAUGCCACUAGCCAUGAAAGCCAGCAGGUGGUACAAGCCAAGCCUGAUCACACAAGAGUUGCGACGUUCCACAUGGCCCUUGAUGCUGCUGGAAGUGUUGCGACAAUGGUCGUUGGAGGCCAAUGUCUACCAUUACAACGCAGCGCUGGCAAGUCUGGCUCGGUCCAGCCGGUCCAGCUGGAGAGCUUCUUGGAAAAUUCUUCGCAGAAUGCACGACGCUGACGACGCUGUGGAAGGUCCUGAUAUCAUGAGCUUCAGCUCAAGUGUCGCAGCAGUGCGGAAUUCCAACCCCGAUGGAAAUUCCUGGACCAAAGCAAUGGACAUUCUGUCUGUCAUGAGCUCUCGCGGAAUUCAGACAGAUUUAAUUUGUGUGAAUUCGCUGAUUGCGGCCUGUGAGAAAGUCUGCAGGUGGCAAUCAGCAACUGUGGUAUUUACAGAGUCCGGUCUGUCGUUGGAUUCUGCUGGAUAUGGUGCUCUGAUUUCAAGCUCCAAAGGCUCAAAGGAGGCAAAGGGUAAAGUGGAAGGCGUUUGGAGAGUUGCUCUCAUUUGGCUGGAGCUAUCCGAGCUAUCCGAGCUAUCCCCCAACCAGAUAUGCUACAAUUCGUGUGUGGAUGCAUGCGAAAAGGGUGGGCAAUGGCAGAUGUCAUUUCAUUUGCUCGACAGGAUGGAUCUUGAUGAAGUGAGUUUUACUUGCAGAAUCAGCGCCUGCCACAAAUGGGAAGAAGCUGCAGUGACCCUUCCACUGAUGAGAACGCUACGCACCCUUCCAAACUUGAGAAGCUACAGUGCUGCCAUUUCCUCUCAACAGAACUGGCGUAUUGCAGCAGAGUAUUGCCGUGAAAUGUGCUUGCGCAAUCUCAAGGUAAAUGAAGUGGUGAGCAACGCAUUCCUCAGCAAGCAGAAUUGGCAACGAGCUACAGCUCUUUUGAGCAUCACAUCAUCCGCUGGACUCCAACUAUCUCCACCUGGGAUCAACUCGUGUUUGGUUGGUCCACCAGGAUGCUGGGCGGUCACAUCGCAGCUGCUGGCACAAGUCCAAAAUCUGAUGAUACAGGGAAACGUCGACUCCUUUAGUGCACUCCUGAGUGCUUAUGAGAAAAGCAUCAUGUGGGAAGAUGCCUUGCAUGUGUGGCUUGGAAUUUUGAAUAAGGGUGUCAGGCCAGAUGUGGUCUGUGUCAAUGCAAUGACCAGCGCUUUUGCCCAGGGCCUGUGCUGGAAGUUUGCAGUUGACUUUUUCGGAAGAAUUCGUUGCAUGAUUUCCGCGGAUUUCAUCACCCGCAACGCAAUUUUGACGUCCUGUGGAGGAGUUCAUAGCUGGCAGAUCGCCCUUGGCUUUUUUGAUGGGUCUGAAUGGUCUCAGCGGUCUCAGUAUGAGUUCCCAGACAUGGAAGCGCAUAGUGUGAUGAUUGCCUCCUGCACCUCAUCCUUUCAAUGGAGCUUGGGGCUUCGUCUCCUGGAAAGGAUGGAUUCCCUGGAUGCUUACGUCGAUCACUUCCAGCCGCUUGCAGUAGCAACCACUUCGUCUUUGAAAGGCUGCUUUGGAGCCGCCUCAAAAUCCUCAAACGAUGCCCAUAGCAACGUUGCCGGAAGCGGCACUGGAUCCUUGCAGAGGGUGCCUCACUUAUUUUCCUACUUGGGGGAUUCGGCCACAUUGGCCUGUGCAGCCUUAAAAGCAUGCAGCGAGUAGUCAAAA